CGUUCGUCGGGGGUGCGAUCCCGGCAGGCGGCGAAAUUGUGCGCCCAGGAAACUACAAGUGUACAACUGGUAGGUGUGAGUCUGCAGGCCAAUUAAAGAAAUGGAGUGCGCCGGCAGGGGAAGCAGAGGACCGUGCGUCGCUCCGGCCACAAGGCGAUGCGGUGGAUGCGGCGCAGUUGCUUAUUGCUCCGUCUCUCAUCAGCUUUCGCACUGGGAUCACCAUAAGCAAGAAUGCGAGAGGUUGGAGCAGCAAAUGAAGCGCGUGGAAGCCUUGAACGAGUUCCCUUUCACUUUCUCCGAAGAAGCUACUCUGGAGGUGUUUGAAAAGCGGGAGAGUAGGUGUUCGUUCUUGAGCAAAAGAGGGAUCCAUGGAUUGGGAAUGUGGAAGUAUGAAUGCGGCUGCGGAGACUCUCUUGCUUCUGCUGAUUCCACAAGAAGUAACAAGCAAUUUUUGGCAUUUGAUUCGGCUAACAGGUCAGAACGAGAAAGUUGGAAUCUCCCUCGCGAGCUAUGCCCUUGUAGUGGGCCAGCGUCUUUAAAGUCGGAUGCUUUGAGCAAUUGGAAAGAUUACUUUGAGUGGAGGUGUCUACCCCUCCAUUCACCAGUUGCUCUGCUUCUUCAUUGGCCACUCCUUGUAUAUUACGCCACUCAAAUUGCUUUUUCGGGGAAAUCAGGGCCUGAGAAAGAGCUUUUUCAACUUGCUGCUUUUGGGGAGUUGUGUGCACUCUUUCCUGGUGUACGCAUCCAUGUAGAGCUUGUUGGACCCGCCAUUCCAGAGAAGAGGGAUGGUGAGAAGAUUGAUAUAGUCGAUUAUGCCCAUUGUCAGGGUGCAGAUUGCAUGUGCAGAUCUUCCAGCCUGAAUAAAGGGUCAGCUGUUAGUUCUUGCAUGUCUUCUGCUGUGACACUAAGGCUGCGAAAAGGAUUUUACCAUGACCGUUAUAGAGAUAUAACUGAGGAUUCAUUUCCUCACCUUGUCGUUGCUCCUAAUGCUGGCAUUGCAGCUUAUCCAAGUUGGUUACCUACUAUAGAGCUGAUAAAGGAGAUGAACAUUCCAGCGGUAUUUUCUGAUUACUGCGAAGAAGCUUGUCAUCUAGCAGCUCGGUGCAUACACAGUGUGACUGGCCGUCCUAUUAGAAUUCCUAUUCAAUUGAAUCCUUUCAGGCAGCCACUGGUGGUAGAGAACAGCCCUCUUUUUAUUCCUUGCUACCCCAAUUGCUUCCUGUUUGGGAUUUGAGAAGUGAUAACAUCUGCUGUGGAACGAAUGUGGAAGUACUGAACAAAAAGCUGUACGUCGGGCAAUGUGUACGUAUAGGUUUACCUUUCCUUUUCCAUGGUUUUGAUAAUCUCUUACUUAAACACAGUUUAUCAAACAUUUGCAGUUAUCUGUGUUAGUAUAUCUGGGCCAUUCAUCUUUAAUGGCAAUUUGACGGUGGAACUUUUGUGAUAAUUCUACUUGAGAAUGCGAUGUGAAUGAUGUAUAAAUAGUAAUGUCGAACCAUCUUCUAGGAAAGCCAAAACAGAGCAUGGCAGAAACUAAUCCCAGAAUCAAGCGUUUUUGUUCCUUGCAUUCUCUUACGGCUGUG
Linum tenue is the source of this 1583-nucleotide messenger RNA. The record is from the annotation of a GenBank genome assembly. NCBI's taxonomy places the organism in Eukaryota, Viridiplantae, Streptophyta, Magnoliopsida, Malpighiales, Linaceae.